GUGUUAUCCUCGCCAGCGGACCUCCGGCUGGUGACCGGUCUGCGUUGAUUGAAUGGUUGUGAUCCAAACACACUCACAGUCAGUCAGUCAGACGGGUCGUGGAUGCUGAGCAGGAUUACAGUGCUCAGCAGGAGAGCUGCUCCAGCUCCGCCCGCCGCGCUUUGUUUUCUGCGCCCAUCACCAGAAGAACCAGUUUGAUACCUGAGCGCUGUCUCCUGCAGACUCAUGCCGACCCCUCUCUCCGAAAUCACCUUUUUUCUUCUUCUCUCCAGAGAGAUCGGACAGCAGAUAGAUAGAAAGGCCUGCAUGGUUCACUGCAACAGGUCGAGGACGAGCUGAAAUAUAAUUAGUGAUAAUAAAUCUGAUGUGGAUAAAGAAGACAGAGGCAGACAGACAGCAGAGGAGCAGGACUGGUUUGAUGGUUUCAGCUGCAGUCUGCAUGCGACAGAGCGGAAAACUGCCAACAUGAUGCCGAUGUUCCUCACCGUGUACCUCAGCAACAAUGACCAACACUUCAGUGAGGUCCCCAUCACACCUGAGACGCUGUGCAGAGAUGUUGUAGAGCUCUGCAAGGAGCCUGGUGAGGCUGACUGCUACCUUGCUGAGAUGUGGAGAGGCUCAGAACGCGUCAUCGGUGAGGGGGAGCGGAUGCUGGAGGUGUUGCAGCGAUGGGGGCUGCAGAGGGGGGAGGUUCGUUACCUCCUCCAUCACCAGAGAGCUCCAGGACGAGAGUCGGGUGGAUCCAGAGUUGCAGAUCAGAUGAUGAAGAGGAACCAGGUGAAAGCUUCUGUGGAGAGAUGUCUGGAGAACGGGGUCUCUGCACCUCGUCUGGACAUGACACUGGGUGAUUUGCAGGAUCUGGCAACCCGACAGCAGCAGCAGAUCAAUGCCCAGCAGCAGCUGCUGGCUUCCAAGGAGCAGCGGCUACGCUACCUGAAGCUGCAGGAUCAGCGGCAGCAACAGCAGCAGGAAGUGUCUGAACAGGAGCGACUGAGGCAGCUCAGAGAGAACGCACACAACCAGGAGGCCAAACUGCGACGAGUUCGAGCCCUCAGGGGGCAGGUGGAGCAGAAACGCCUCAGCAACAGCAAACUAGUGGAGGAGAUCGAGCAGAUGACCGGUAUGUUCCAGCAGAAGCAGAGGGAACUGCUGGUCGCUGUGUCGAGGGUGGAGGAGCUGAGCGACCAGCUGGAGACGCUGAGGAGUAACAGACUAGAGCCUCCUCUUCCUCCUCCUUCUCUUUCUCAUCACCACAACACCUCCACGUCCUCCACAGCUGAGCUGGAUCGUCUCUAUAAAGAGCUGCAGUUAAGAAACAAGUUGAACCAGGAUCAGAGCGGCAGGCUGCAGCAGCAGAGAGACAGCCUGAACAAGAGGAACCUGGAGGUGGCAGCGAUGGACCGCCGGCUAGUUGAGCUCCGACAGCGGCUCUGGAAGAAGAAAGCUGCCCUGCAGCAGAAGGAGAACCUGCCAGUGGUUUCAGACGGAGCGACCCCUCAGCAUGGUGGGGUCUCCAGAGUGGCAGCCGUCGGACCAUACAUCCAGUCGUCCUCCACAACAAGCUCUCAGGGUCCUCCAAUGCCGGCCUGCCAGGAGGCUCUGGUGAAGCCGGCAUACCCAGACGGCACCGCCACCCUGCCUAUGCCUGACUCGUCCCUGAAGCCGCCUCCCAGACCAGCCAAACCUGCCUCAGGUUUUGCUUCAUCCAAAACCAAACUCUCUGACUGGAGCGGCGCCUUUUCUGAUUCCAGUGGAGGUUACAGCCAUGCCUCCACCCUGCCUCGCAUGUCCAGCCUCAGCUCCUACAACUCAGGUGGUAAGACUCUCACAGACCAAAAGGGCCCCUCUGGGUCUGACAUCCCGCCCCCUGUCCCCUCACGGAUCCCUCACAUUACUGAAAACAUGCUCAGAGACAAUCAGGCAUCAGGUAAAGGUUCGUCCAAGAUGGUUGCACCACCUCCAAUACCCAGUAAGCCCAAACCAUUCUCCUCGUCUGGCCCCCCAACUUUCUCCAAGCCCCCUUAUAGCACUGGGACCUUCCCUGGUAAGGUGCGUCCAGUUGGGGGCCAACUCAAGGCUGCGGGGGUCCUCUCCAGCCACAGCCACACCCUCCCUCUGCCCAACAAGCAGGAGAGUCCGCCAGCUGCCGCCAUACGGCCGUACACCCCAGACAUCUCGGAGGCACCCCAACCUGUUCUACAGAAGCCUCAGACUCUGGCAGCUUCGUCCAUUUACUCCAUGUACACCCAGCAAGCCACACCAGGGAAGGGCUACCAACCAAGUGGUGGCACACUGCCCCGCAGCCAGCCCAGAGUUUAUGGGAAACCAGUCCUCCAAACGAGCGGAGGACAUCAGUCUGCAGCCUCAGACAGCGGUACAAAUUCUGGUUGUGCUGUGACUGAUGGGAGUGAUGCUGACAACAGUUGCCUGGCUAACAGCGAAGGUAUUGGAGCAGAGACAACAGAGCGUGCUACACCACGACCGCUCAGCCCCACCAAGCUCCUCCCUUUCCUGUCAAACCCUCACAGGAACCCCAGCGACGCCGACCUGGAGGCCCUGCGCCGCAGGCUGCACCAUGCCCCCCGUCCCCUGAAGAAACGUAGCUCCAUCACAGAGCCUGAGGGCCCUGCCGGACCUAACAUCCAAAAGCUGCUCUAUCAGAAAACCACUCUAGCUGCCAUGGAAACCAUCCCCAUGGAGACAGUUGUUCCAGCAGGGACAUAUGCUCAUCCUGGGGUUCAUGAGGAUGGGAUAGGUAGUGCAAAUGUAAUGUUCAGAGUCGACGACAAUACCAGAACUGGCUCCAACCAAUCGCUUGCUGAGAGCCCAGAAGACAGCCUGACCCCACCCCCUCUGCCUCCCCGCUUACCCAUCCCUGACCCCACCUCCUGCCGCUCCAUGCCCCCUCCUCUGGAGGACAAGGAGGGGGAGGAGGAGGUGUGUCCAACUGCCUCAGUCCUUCCAGAUUCCUUUGCAGAGGAAUUCCCUCCUUACCCACCCCCACCUUACCCCACCUGUGGUGAGGGGGAGCAAGGAGAUGACUUCAACCUGCAGCCGCCGGAGGUCACAGGGCAGGUCACAGUGCCCCCGGGUAAGAAGUCAAUCCUUCGGAAAGUCAACUCGGAGCGGAUUGACCACAAUAUGCGAGUUAAGUUCAACCCUCUGGCCCUGCUGCUGGACUCGUCUCUGGAGGGCGAGUAUGAUCUCGUUCAAAGAGUCAUCUACGAUGUGGAAGACCCUAGCAUGCCAAAUGAUGAGGGGAUAACGGCGCUGCAUAAUGCCGUCUGUGCUGGUCAUACAGAGAUCGUUAAGUUUCUGGUUCAGUUCGGUGUCAAUGCCAAUGCUGCAGACAGCGAUGGCUGGACUCCCCUCCACUGUGCUGCCUCCUGUAACAAUGUCCAGGUCUGUAAGUUCCUGGUGGAGUCGGGGGCAGCUGUGUUUGCCACCACAUAUAGCGACAUGCAGACAGCUGCUGACAAAUGUGAGGAGAUGGAGGAUGGCUACGCCCAGUGCUCCCAAUUCCUUUAUGGCGUUCAGGAGAAGAUGGGCGUGAUGAAUCGCGGCGUGGUGUACGCCUUGUGGGACUACGAGCCUCAGAGCGAAGAUGAGCUCGGCUUUAGCGAAGGUGACUGCAUGACAGUGCUGAGGCGGGAGGACAAGGUGGAGACGGAGUGGUGGUGGGCAAGAUGUGGUGACCGUGAGGGCUACAUCCCUCGCAACCUGCUUGGGCUGUAUCUAAGGAUCAAGCCGCGGCAGAGGAGCCUGGCUUAACUGGCAGCUGAUAAAUCCUCCAAAACACCAAAAUGGAACGAAAAAAGAGGAGCAGCAGUCAAAUAAACCAAGCUCUGGGCUUAAAAUAUCAGACAGAUGUUUUCUGAUCUACCAUUUUUGGACCUGUUUGGUUUUUCAACCUCAGCACAAAGAAUGUCACAAUGAACUGCUGGAAAAAAACAAGAAGAAACAAGAGUUCAUCUGAACCUUGAAUCAGCAAAUACUUGAUUUUAGCAGAUGAGUCAGUGUUUUUUUUUCCCUUUAUUGCCUCCAACUGAGCACCAGAGGCAGCAGAGAGCCUAAAAAGCAACAUGUGAAAAUUCCUUUGUUUUCAUUACAUUUUUUUAAAGAUGUUAUUGAAUGGUGACAGCUGAGGAGAGAAAUAGGUGGUUUGAUGUCCCAAAUGUUGGAGUCAAAGCAGGGACACAAGGCCACUAUCUGUUUAUUUUCUGUUUUGUUUUGUUUUGUUUUGCUGUUAAAGUAUUCAAAGGUACGUCAUUUUGUUACAGCAUCCACCAGUUCCAUAAAAUGUAGCAAAUAUCAAUAUAUGUUGAAGCCUACGUUACAUUCUUUAAUCCUUAUGUACAUAAAGGUCCAGUGUGUCAGAUUUAGGGGGCUAAAUAAUUUUACACAACAGAACAAUGUUUCCAUUAUUGUGCAAUCA
Larimichthys crocea (large yellow croaker) is the source of this 4435-nucleotide messenger RNA. RefSeq names its product apoptosis-stimulating of p53 protein 2. Gene Ontology annotation, cellular component: nucleus. Bases 466 to 3771 code for a protein of 1101 amino acids. Gene Ontology annotation, biological process: signal transduction; regulation of apoptotic process. Gene Ontology annotation, molecular function: p53 binding. The transcript has 18 exons. NCBI's taxonomy places the organism in Eukaryota, Metazoa, Chordata, Actinopteri, Sciaenidae. The record is from RefSeq and is a predicted model, not a curated record.